Molecule: messenger RNA, 1694 nt
Organism: Erythranthe guttata (spotted monkey flower)
Lineage: Eukaryota; Viridiplantae; Streptophyta; Magnoliopsida; Lamiales; Phrymaceae
Product: aspartic proteinase Asp1
Biological process (GO): proteolysis
Molecular function (GO): aspartic-type endopeptidase activity
Source: RefSeq, a predicted model, not a curated record
AUAUAAACACGUGGAUUUACAUGCGCUGCUUUUUUCCUUCAAAAAUCCUUUCCUGACAAAUUACAGUGAAGACUCGCACAAAACUCAGUUCUCUCUUUUCCAUUUUUUUUUUCCCUCAGAGUGACCAAAUCCCCCCUUUUCAAUUUCGCCUCUGUUGAAACCCUUAUCCGCUCUCUUACGCAUCAAAAGAUGUACCUCAAAGCAUUGGUGUUGUACCUUCUGACGUGGAUCGCCGGUGCUGCUUAUCACCCUCAGACCAUCAUCAACAAGCUCCACCCUAAAUCCGCCGCCAAAACCCUUGGUUCCUCCGUGAUUUUCCCCGUCUCCGGAAAUGUUUAUCCCAAAGGGUACUAUCAUGUGUCAAUAUCCAUCGGCGAACCCCCCAAACCCUACUUUUUCGAUAUAGACACUGGCAGUGAUCUCACUUGGCUUCAGUGUGACGCACCUUGCACAAAAUGCACUCCGGCGCCACAUAGUCUUUACAAACCGAAACAAAACCUUAUCACAUGCCAAGAUCCUAUAUGUGCCUCUCUUCACGAGCCUGGUAAUCAUGACUGUCGAUCACCGCAUGACCAGUGUGAUUACCAAGUUGACUAUGCUGACAAUGGUUCGUCUUUGGGUGUGAUGGUUAAGGACUCGUUUCCUCUUAAAUUCACUAAUGGUACCACAGUAGCUCCUCAACUAGCAUUUGGAUGUGGGUACAGCCAAGAAGUUCAAGAUUUGACUCAUCUGCCUUACACCGAUGGAGUACUUGGCUUAGGCACCGGCAAAUCGAGCAUUUUAGCCCAAUUGCGCAAUAAGGGGCUGACACGAAAUGUUAUUGGUCAUUGUUUGAGUGGACAAGGCGGUGGAUUUCUUUUUUUCGGAGACGAUUUUCUCCCUGAUUCAGGAAUUGUCUGGAAAUCCAUUUCGAGCCAAUCAAAGCACUACUCGUUGGGGCCCGCAGACCUUCAGUUCGGGGGUCAAGCCACUAAUAUUAAGGGCCUUCCUAUAGUUUUCGAUAGUGGAAGUACUUACACUUACUUCACCUCCAAAGCUUAUAACGCUCUCGUUUCUCUGAUAAAAGGAGACUUAAACGGGAAGCAACUGAAAGAGGCAGUGGAAGAUAAAAGCCUUCCCGUUUGUUGGAAAGGAGCUAAGCCCUUUAAAUCAAUUCGAGAUGCCACAACCUACUUCAAGCCUUUGGCGUUGAGCUUUACAAAUGCUAAAAACGUUCAAUUUCAGAUUCGCCCAGAAUAUUAUCUUGUUGUCACAGGGCAGGGCAAUGUCUGCUUAGGAAUCUUGAACGGGGGCGAUGUUGGAUUGGAGGAUAUCAAUGUGAUUGGAGAUAUUUCGAUGCAAGAUAAAUUGGUGAUUUACGAUAACGAGAAACAGCAAGUGGGGUGGGCCCCGGCUAACUGCAACAGGCUUCCAAACAUGGAUCAUGAUUUUGGCGAAGAUCGCUGUCUGCCUUUUGCCGGCAAUGAUGGUUUCUUGGAAGGAAUUUUCGGUGCAGGCUCUGGUUUUUGGAGACUAUAAUGUAGGGAAAAAAAAGAAAAAAAAUAAAGGCUGAUUAUGAUAUUAGAUAUAGUAGGUGUAACUCUGUGCUGUGGUUAUUCAGUAAAUACAUGUGAAUCUUGGACUGUUUAAUUAGACAAAGAACAUACUUAUUAGUUAUUACUUGUGUUUAGAUAUAGCUAAAAUAGUUUUUGAUG